UCAUUCGAUACAUACAUUGACCUGGUGACGUUGCUGUACACGCUGUAUACUGAUCUGUCAGCAUUACAAUUAUAAACCAUAAACGGAUGGAACAAUUAUAGUUUAUCUGUACUUUGUCUAUAAGCGAUGCCUUGGAGUGAUGCAAUUCAAUUCCUAUUUAUUCAGCAGAAUUGAUUGAGUUCAAGAUUAACUAUAAUUAAAAUUGAUUACGUUAUGGAAUAUGGUUUUAUACUUAACAGAACGUGUUCUAAAUAUAAAUAUGGUACAUUGUAAUUGUUUUACACGGACAUUACCCCUGAGGCAAAUUUGAUGACAUGUUGGACAACACUUCUAUUUUAAAGUAACAUUUAAUUUUCCUUCUAACAGUGACAUACUCCUCUGGGGCUAACUUUACCAGUAAAACACAUCUAUUGGUUUAACACCGAUUUGCAAUUAUAGAUCGCAGACUUUUAAUAAGCAAAAAGUAAAUAUUUUGACAGAAAAUGAUGUAAAAAGUGGAAGUGCAUAAUGUCGUUUUUACCUGGAGGUCAAAGGGUAUCUACCAUGAAAAGACACAGUCUUGCAAAUAUUGCGGAUGCGUGGAAAGGAUACACAGUUGGUGGGAGACGUGGAUCCACCUUAAGUACGAUACGCAUGUCUGCCGGAAAUGCACUUGAUUGUGCUGCCAGACACGAGUCUUUAGAAUGCAUUCAGAUCGCCAUUAUACAGAUGUUCCAAAAGAAGAAGUUACAGGAAGGCGAACUUUAUACAUUACAAGAACAUGUCAGAGAGCUUGUGAAGACUGAAGCUGGUCCAUUGAUUUAUGAUUAUUUCAAGGAUAAAUUGUUGAAGAAAGGAAUGGUUAUCUUACGUGAAUAUAUGAAAAACGAUUUAGGUUCCAUUCUUUUGAAGAAAAUAAGUGACCAAUGGAAUUACUUUUACACAGAAAUAUUACCAACGAUACAAGCAAUGUUGUACCAACUUCCGGUGAAAGUUGGCGAUAAAUCAGUUCGACAAGUGACACUACUUAGUUUUCGUGAUAUUGUUGUAUUGAAAGUAGGGACAGAAGAAACAAUGUCGUCACUUCCGGAUGAUGAUAUAACACCAGACGUAAGACAGAUGCUCUUAGUUCUACAGAGUGUUCACGAUGGGUAUCCACCAAGUGAAAACCAUCUGAGAAUUGAAAAGUUAGUGGCAAGAUGUGUAAGCCCAUACUUAGGGUUCUUUGGAUUGUAUGAAGGAUCUCCUGUGCCAACAACAGAAGUCUCAAUCAGACCAACAACCAAUCUAAAACUUCUAGAAAAACCAGAAGCCUAUGAAUUUGAAGUUAAACAACAAUCUAUAGCUAGACCACGAUCUGUGCAAUUGAUAUCUCCGCGUUCUUCACAUCGACCUGGUAAUGGUUUUGUAUUAAAUCAUCUAUUGGCACCAGUAAAGGAACAGGAAACAGGGCGACGACACAGCAUCGACGUCUAUGACAAGCUAAACAAAUGAACAAACAUAUAAAGGAGAUCGAUAAGAAAUCCAAAAACAUUCAACACGCACAAAGUCGAAAGAAAUCCAUAACUUACUGGAAUGGGAAAAAUGCUGACAUCCAUGGACCAGUGACACGCCGAUAAGAAAUACGGAGACCCUAGACACCGAUAGUACAUUAAGUCUACUAAAAUUAUGUAUUGCCGAUAGAGCUAAUUUGUAUAUCGCCGGUGGAAAUGGCUGUGUGUCAAGUUCUAGAAAAUAAAAAUGAAAAAAUGAAA
Messenger RNA from Mytilus trossulus (common blue mussel), 1733 nucleotides. Its product is annotated as proline-rich protein 5-like. The transcript has 10 exons. The record is from RefSeq and is a predicted model, not a curated record. Gene Ontology annotation, cellular component: TORC2 complex. NCBI's taxonomy places the organism in Eukaryota, Metazoa, Mollusca, Bivalvia, Mytilida, Mytilidae. Gene Ontology annotation, biological process: TORC2 signaling. Bases 508 to 1473 code for a protein of 321 amino acids.